GACAGGGCUGGGAGGGGGGCUGGGGGCCACGCUUGCCGCCCCUGAGGGGCUCCUGGCGGCUGCACCCCGGGGAGAUGCAGGUGGUGCGGACUUCCACCUGUCGACGGCCGGGCUCUUGGCUCCUCUUCCGCCGCCCCUCCCUCUCCCCCUCCCUGGCAGGGAUUGCCCCUGCUAGAGGCGAGGCUGCAGCCGCCCGGGGUCCUCCCGCCUUUUCACCUGAGAUGCCCCUGGGGAGGAAGGCCACCCGUAGGCCUCUCUGGGCUGCAGAAAAGCUGUGCUUCUAGUCCGUGUGGUCGGUGCCUUCCUCUCGAAAAGCUGCUUCCCUUCUCUUUCCACCACAGGAGGCCUCCCAGCCUUGGACUUUGGCUCCGAAGCCGGGCCUGAGCCAAGAGUAUCUCCAAGGGCUGGACGGGCAUCGUUUGGUGUGGUUGGAUGUGGGACCCCUCCCGGGAAAGCGGAAGGCCUGGCUGCCCUCUUCUCUGGAAUCUUCUGGGGCCCCAUUUGCGGAACGCGCCCGGCCUAGGAAGGAUCGUUGGGAGAUUUGCAGGCUGGGGUGCAGGCAGAGCAGACACGGCCCCCGGGGGGUAGCAGUGGGCGCCUCCUGGGAGUGGCAGAGACGCUUGGCCGCCUCUUGCCUCUGCCCAAGGAUCUUUGUUUAGGGCUGCUCUUCACAGAGGGGAGCCCCUGGGCUGGGGAGAGGCUUCUGGCCAGCCAGGGAGCCAAGGAGGAGGCUCAGGCAUUCAGUUCAGCUGUCUCUGCCUUCCCCCGCCAGCCCCUGGUGCUCUCUCUGGCCCUCCUCCAAACCAAAUGGCUGAGAGAUGCCUGCAUUGGGGGAGGAACUCAAGGAUGAGGGUGGGAGUCUUUCAAAGAGUGCAGGGCUGGUCUUGUGGAAGGGACAAUUGAAGCACCCAGGCUUCUCAGCAGCUCCUCCCAUCCCUGCUAGCAAGCUUGGGGUCACUCCAAUGGAGAUGGCGGUGUUUCCUCAGAGGAGAUUUCCUCCAGCGGUCCCUGGCUGUAUGUCGAGGUAGGACCGGCAUAGACGCUUUCACCGAACCCUCAGAACCGCUGCUCCUUGGUGCUGGCAGGCCUGCUCUUGCCACGGUUACAGGAAAGUCCUGGUACUGGACGCCUGUUUGCCCUGAAUGUGUGAGCGCAGACCAUGGAGUCAGAGGAUUCCAACCCCAGGGUUGGAGACAACAGGGAGAGAAGGAGGAAUUCUCUACCAGCUGAAGGGGACCUGCGUUUGCAGAAGAGGAGCUGUGUGUCCUGGGAAUGGGGGGAAGGCCUUGCUGGAUGAGUCCCCGGGCCCUCAAGCUUUGCUCUUGCCUUGCAGACACUCAGCGAGCUGUGGCGAUCCUGGCCCGGUAUCAGAGGAUUUUGGGGUCCCUGGCGGAGCAGCCCCUGCGAGCCUCCAUUGAGAAAGUGGUGCACGUAUUUCAGAGCGAGCUUUUCCAGGCCCUGCUGGACAUUCAGGAAUGCUACGAGCUGAACUUGCUCUCUGCUUGCCAGCAAGAUGGAUCUGCUGAUCUGGAGCCUGGGGGCCCCUCCAAGACCCAGGAAGAUGUCAGCCCGGGGGGUCAAGAGGGCCAGGCACUGCAGGGAAGAGCAACGGGGGGCCAAGAUCCAAAGCCACGGUUGGUGAGAGUGACUGAGAGCAGGACUGAGCUGCCCGCACGAGUCUGCGGCCUGGCCGUGGGGGUCAGCAGCACCUUGCCCAAGGCCAGCCCUUCUCCCAUCAUUGUGAACACGGACACCCUGGAGCCUGGCCUCUCCGUGAAUGGCAGCGACGGCAUGUUCAAGUACGAGGAGAUUGUCCUGGAACGGGGAAACUCCGGCCUUGGCUUUAGCAUUGCCGGGGGCACCGAUAACCCACACAUCCCUGAUGACCCCGGCAUUUUCAUCACCAAGAUCAUCCCGGGUGGAGCGGCUGCCAUGGAUGGGCGCCUGGGGGUCAACGACUGUGUGCUGAGGGUGAAUGAGGUCGAUGUCUCUGAGGUGGUGCACAGCAAGGCUGUGGAGGCCCUGAAGGAAGCGGGGCCAGUGGUGAGGCUCCUGGUCAGGCGAAGGCAGCCCCCGCCAGAGACCAUCAUGGAGGUGAACCUGAUGAAAGGACCAAAAGGGCUGGGCUUCAGCAUCGCCGGUGGCAUUGGGAACCAACACAUCCCAGGCGACAACAGCAUUUACAUCACCAAGAUCAUAGAAGGCGGAGCAGCCCAGAAAGACGGGCGGCUGCAGAUCGGGGACCGGCUGCUUGCGGUGAACAACACCAACCUGCAAGAGGUCCGGCACGAAGAGGCAGUGGCUGCGCUGAAGAACACCUCUGAUAUGGUGUACCUGAAAGUGGCCAAGCCUGGCAGCUCCCACCUCAAUGACCUGUACGCGCCCCCCGACUAUGCCAGCACUUUUUCUGCCUUGGCCGACAACCACAUAAGCCAUAAUCCUGGCCUAGGCUACCUAGCAGGCAUGGAGAGCAAGCCCGCCUACCCUGCUCCCCCCCAGGUCACGUCUGGCCGCUACUCACCUGUGCCCCGCCACCUGAUUGGGGAGGAGGACUUCACCAGGGAGCCUCGAAAGAUCUCCUUGCACAAAGGCUCUAGCGGCCUGGGCUUCAACAUUGUGGGGGGCGAGGAUGGGGAGGGCAUCUUCGUCUCCUUCAUCCUGGCUGGGGGACCCGCAGACCUGAGCGGGGAGCUGCGGCGUGGAGAUCGGAUCCUGUCGGUGAGUGUGACAGGGGCCUUCUUGGGGCAGUGGGUGCUUCUUGCCGGUCACACGGCUGCCUGCUUGUGGCCGAGUUCUCCCGGCCCUGCUGGAAGCAGCUGGCAAGGAGAGUCUUGCUCCUCUGGCCCUUCUGCCCCAGGCAUUAAGGUGUUAACCCACCGGCCCACGCAGGGCUGGGCUGGGCUGGGCAGGGCAGGGCAGGGCAGGGCAAAGCACCUCACCCGACCGGUCUGGCCUGGGUUAGCCCAGCCCCGUUGGGAGGAAGCUGGCUUCCUCUUUGCCAGGGGAAAACAGUGCCGAGGCUUCCAGCGCGAGGAUAAAUGGAUCCGGCCUGCGGGAGGCGGACCUCCAUCCCUGCCCUCCUUUGUGCUUGCAGAGUACAGCCGCUUUGAGUCUAAGAUCCAUGACCUCAGAGAGCAGAUGAUGAAUAGCAGCAUGAGUUCAGGGUCUGGAUCACUUCGAACAAGCGAGAAGCGGUCCCUCUAUGUCCGGGCCCUCUUUGACUAUGACCGAACUCGAGACAGCUGCUUGCCCAGUCAGGGACUCAGUUUUUCUUACGGGGACAUUUUGCACGUCAUCAAUGCCUCCGAUGAUGAGUGGUGGCAGGCGAGGCUAGUGACCCCUCAUGGCGAGAGUGAGCAGAUUGGAGUCAUACCCAGCAAGAAGAGAGUGGAAAAAAAGGAAAGGGCGCGCUUGAAAACGGUGAAGUUCCAUGCUCGAACAGGGAUGAUAGAAUCCAACCGGUUGAUCAAAACGAAACGUAAAAAGAGUUUCCGCCUCUCUCGAAAAUUCCCCUUUUACAAGAGCAAAGAGAACUUGGCCCAGGAAAGCAGCGGACAGGAACAAGGUGUGACGUCAAACACCAGUGACAGUGAAAGCAGUUCCAAAGGACAAGAGGACACAAUUCUGUCAUAUGAACCUGUGACACGGCAAGAAAUUCACUACGCAAGGCCAGUGAUUGUUUUGGGGCCCAUGAAAGACCGAGUCAACGAUGACCUCAUCUCAGAAUUUCCACACAAGUUUGGAUCCUGUGUGCCCCACACUACCAGGCCACGGCGUGAAAAUGAAGUUGAUGGACAAGAUUACCACUUUGUGGUGUCACGGGAACAGAUGGAGAAGGACAUUCAGGACAGCAAAUUUAUCGAAGCUGGCCAGUUCAACGACAAUCUCUACGGGACUAGUGUUCAGUCUGUGCGGGCAGUGGCUGAGCGGGGGAAGCACUGUAUCCUUGAUGUGUCGGGCAAUGCUAUCAAAAGAUUGCAGCAAGCACAACUGUACCCAAUUGCGAUUUUCAUCAAGCCCAAAUCCAUCGAAGCGCUCAUGGAGAUGAAUCGGAGGCAAACGUAUGAACAAGCCAACAAGGUCUUUGACAAAGCCAUGAAGUUGGAGCAGGAGUUUGGAGAGUACUUUACAGCCAUUGUACAAGGAGACUCCCUGGAAGAGAUUUACAGUAAAAUCAAACAGAUAAUAGAGGACCAGUCUGGGCAUUAUAUCUGGAUCCCAUCCUCUGAGAAACUGUGAUGUCCCCUCCUUCAAUCAACCUGUUAGAAGAUCAGCGACCCUUCCCCCAGUCCUCUGCCCCAAGAGGGGCACGAGAAGACCAUCCCUGUCCCUUUUCUAGAUGGUUGACAAUUGCGUUUUCUAGCCCUGUUUUUCUUUUUCUUGGGACGGACCAGUCUCCUCCAUCAAGUGACUGUCCCCGCCAUUCCUGCAUGGACUUUCCUGCUGCUCCCUUAGACAUGGAGACAAACCCUAUUUGAGAGUUUUGUGUGUUUUUAAUUAAAAAAAAAAUAAUACAUCAACUGUUAAAGUCAGAAAGCAAGGCAGGAGGUGGCAGAUGACAACCAGCCUCAAGAACCACUAACGCAACAGACUUGGACAGUUGUUGCCCCUCUAAAUAUAAUGGAGACUGGCAGCCUGGGGCACCUUUACCAAGAAGAAAAAGCAACAGAAUGCUUUUAUUUAUCUAGGUACGUAAUUAUAUAUAUAAUAUAUGCUCUAUAUAUUAUAUAUAUCUGGACUAGAGAACAUGAGGGGGCUGCUGGAAUGUCGUUAGCGAAAGAAUUGCCGCCUUGUCUCAGCCAUUGGGACAGAAACCGCUGUGGUUGGAGGUGAAAUUAAUGGUACUGCGUGUUUUGGGGUGCUGUUCCGUGGUUUUUCCAAAGCCAGUUGGUGCAGAAGGCUGCAUUUGGAAAGAGAGAAGCCAGCACUGUGAUUAUGGAGUGAACGGAGGGCCCAGAACCACAUAAGUUACAACAAUUUAUUUGAGCACGCAGAAGCAAAUGGAUAAUGCUACAUAUUAACUGCACAUUGUUUUAUGUCACCUGAUGUGUUUGCAUGAGAGGUUUUUUUAAGCUGCUGUUAAACCAAAAUCAUGUUUGUGUUGGUGUGUUGGCUUUUCAUUAUUCCAAGCUUUUGAUUUUAAUAAUGAACUGAACGGGUAUACAAUCCAGUUUUUUAACUUAUUUUUUAAGAUUGUUCCAUUGUAAAUAGUUUCCAGACCCAACCUCCAGACCGUGUGGAAUGAGCACAGCAGCUGUUCUGUGUUGCAGUCAGGUCCCUUAUAGAGACUAAACUCCAUCCCACUGACUUGUUCUGGUGGAAGAACAUUGAGUUCCAUGCAGCGAGAAGUUGGAAGCAGCAGAUGAUGGGAAGAGAAGCUUGUGCCUUGGAGGGUCACUCUUUCAACCAGACAGUGGAAAAUUUAUGAGAGACUAAUCUGGAAAGUUCUUAUUCUAGCAGAAUUGUGCCAAAUUCUGGUUGCAACACUUGAAGCCCUUCCUGACCAAGCUAAUCCUCAGACGCUCCGUGGAGAAUAGCACCAUCCGUCUUAUUUUGUGUUUCUACAUAAUCCUUGUUGCAGAGAUGGACCCCAGCCAUUCCUUGCUGCCAACAUCUCCUUGCAGUUCUUCAGGAUAGCAAAGGGCAAGUGCAAUUUAGAAUGCGCUCUCUGUGUGGCACAGACUGUUAGUCUUCCAUGGACUGCGGCCAGCUGCUAAUGGGAAGCCUUGAUACAUGGUCAUGUCAAUGUGUAAACUGUAGGUGCAAAAAGAUUUUUUUAUUACUGAAUAAGUUGGAUCAGUGAGAGUUCUGGGUGGAGUUUUCAAGCAUUCCUAAAUCGGUACAAAUCCUUGCCCGUGGGCCAACGGGGAAGAUUUUCCCACUUUCUUCAUCUUGCCCCACUCUCAAGUUUGAAACAGGUGAUUGUACACAUCUCAUUUCCACCAUGGCUGCUGUGGUAGGAGAUCCGAGUUGUCCUAGUCCUAAUCCAGUGAGUAGGACAAGGCCUUGGCUUGUAGCAGGUUGAUGCUGUCCACUCCAUAGCUGGUAGGUAGCUAUAUCAUUCGUUGUGUGAUUUGUGCACGGCCUUCAUUGUUAAACAUGGGUGAAAACUGUCAUCUUGCGGAGAUUCAUUCUGGUAAGCGAGAAGCCAUUUCCACAUCAGCUGGUGUUGCAAGUGGAACUUUGGAAGUACUAGAGCUGCUGUUCACUGGUAGGAUUGUGAGGAUAAAGAAGAGGAAGCUGCUACCACGUCUGAGUCCCUGGCGGAAGGGAUUCGGAUUGGAGGCUGCCGCCUGCUUCCUCUGCUCAGCUUGUGUCGCGAGGCAUGUUCCUGAGAGCUGGACUAUGCACAGUAGAAACAGCUUUCGAGGUGGCUAGUCUCUGGGCUCCUAUUACUUUUAUUUUGUAACAGCCUGUCACCUUGUCUUCUAGGCUCAUGGAGGAAAGGCCUGUGUACUCCAUGGCAUAGCUGAAAGUAUCAAUCACGACACUAGUGGGUUUACCAGUGUUUCUUCCAAGGAGACAUAUAUUUUUAAUAAAUGAACAUUGCAAUGAA
This is a messenger RNA of Python bivittatus (Burmese python), 6556 nucleotides long. The record is from RefSeq and is a predicted model, not a curated record. Lineage: Eukaryota; Metazoa; Chordata; Lepidosauria; Squamata; Pythonidae.